GGCUUGCUCACAGGUGAGCCGAACACGGAGCAGGUGAAAAGUCGCCCACAUGUGUCUCCAGAAGAACAAGUGAAACAGUCGGCAGGCCUCGCAUCUGGCCCUCUGCCGUCAUGGCUGCCAGCCGUGUUGGCAAAUGCGCCGUUGUGUUCUUCCUCGCCAUUCUUUUUGAUGUCGCUGGUCUAGUUGUACUUCUGGUGGGGAUUUUUGGCAAUCUCAAAGUGGACGGUCGCUUCUACGGAGAUUUUCUUAUCUACACGGGUUCCAUUGUCAUUUUCCUAAGUUUGGUGUGGUGGGCUUUGUGGUAUUCUGGAAACGUCCGACUAUAUGAUCACAGGAGAAACUCUCUGGACAUCAGUUUGACGCAAUGGGCGAGAAAGUUGUCUGAAAGGUUCUCCAGAAGCGCCAUGAAGUCUCUGGAGAAGAAGAAUUUAGCCAAAGAGAUGAACGGAACCGCGCCUCGUGAUGUCCCCACUCGGAUUACUUGGGAUUUGACAGCAGGUCACGACAACAAGGGUUUUGAUGGAUGGGCUGAGUGCAACCAAAAUGGGAAAAACGUGGAGUUGGGGGAAGUGAAGAGCUCAGAUCUGAAUCUGCACGUUGCAGAGAACAAAUCCGAGAAGUCGCUCUACUUGGAGAAGGUCGGAUUUCCUUGAAGGAUGAAUAGGUGCUGCUUUUCAAAAGCCGUCAAAAGAUUGAAAACCUUGAAGUAAAAAAAACUAGUGUGACUUUUAUUUAUUUUUUUAAGCUUUCUCAAUCAGGGACAAGCCUUCAAGGAAGGAAGACUGCACACAGGAGAACAUCUUUUAAUAUGUAAAUAGCAAAUUCAUAUUUUUUAUGUGAUGAUUUAUGGAGAGAAAAAAAUAUUUUUCAAGGAAUAAAGCUGGUACCAGUUGUA
Corythoichthys intestinalis (scribbled pipefish) is the source of this 895-nucleotide messenger RNA. RefSeq names its product transmembrane protein 238-like. NCBI's taxonomy places the organism in Eukaryota, Metazoa, Chordata, Actinopteri, Syngnathiformes, Syngnathidae. The record is from RefSeq and is a predicted model, not a curated record. Bases 111 to 653 code for a protein of 180 amino acids. The transcript has 2 exons.